Molecule: messenger RNA, 4561 nt
Organism: Amyelois transitella
Lineage: Eukaryota; Metazoa; Arthropoda; Insecta; Lepidoptera; Pyralidae
Gene: Prp4k
Exons: 13
Coding region: 169-2961 (930 amino acids)
Biological process (GO): peptidyl-serine phosphorylation; peptidyl-threonine phosphorylation; mRNA cis splicing, via spliceosome
Molecular function (GO): protein serine/threonine kinase activity; ATP binding
Source: RefSeq, a predicted model, not a curated record
GGUACACUGCAAAUCUGUGCACACGUAGUCGUUUUAUUUUGCUUGGUCUGUCUGUCUGUGACUGUUGGUGAAAGAAGAACGAUACAAAAGUACAAAUACAUAUUUUAGUGGCACUUUAUUGGUAAUUAUAAGCACUUUACCAGCUACAGCUGAACAGAAAAACCGAUAAUGGGGAAAGAUAAAAAUGAAUUGGAGAAUGCCGCAAACGGCGACAUCAUCAAAAACGAAGAUAAGAAGAAAAAGAGGAGUAAGAAGCACAAAAAACAUAAGAGGGAGGCGGGCGACGAGGACGACAAGAUCUACAGGAAGAAGAAGAGGUUGAGGAGGGAGAAACACAAGAGUCCCGAACCGGAGAGCGAGACCUCUCUGUCGGACGUUGAGGAGCUAAUAAAGAAAUCGCGACAUUGCAAACCGCAACUGCGUAAUGAAUCGCUAGAAUCGCCAUUGAUCGACUCGGGGGACUCGGCGCGGCAGAAGACCAAAAACGGGGACACCUCAGACGUGUCCCGGCCGAAGUCGCGCGCGCGCAGCAACGGCAGGAGUAGCCACAGUAAAAAAUCCGAGGCCAAGGACGACGCUUUAGAAGUGAUAUCGUCCAAUUCCGAAACGGGAUACCAAGAGGACUGUGCGAGUCCGGAAUUGACGAUGAUAGAGGAUGAUUUAAACCUGGAGGAGCUGAUGAAGCAGAAAGAGUUGCUGCAAGCUCGCCUCGUCGCGUAUUACUCUGAUAAGAGCGACGAUGAAAGUGACAAAAAGUCGAGUGAAGUUAUAUGUAUAAAUGAUGAUAAAUCCCCGCCUCAGAAGAAACCGCGGCGCGAUCGUGACCACAAGAGGAGUAGACACUCGCGGGAGAGAUUAGCUGACGAUAGACAUAAGAAGAGGCACGAGGAAGAUUUGAGGGAGAUAAUCGACAGGGAGAGUAGGAAGGAGAAGAUGGAAGAGCGCAGGGAAAGGGAGAGGAAGGAUAGGGAGAGGAGGAAGCAGCAAGAGGUGGACCGGGAGAGAGAGCGGGAGAGGGAGCGGAGGAAAGAGAGGGAGCGGGGAAGGGAGCGGAGGUCGUUGGAGGGACGUCGACGUGACCGGGAGUCCCGCUCGCGGCGGACGCGGGAGAGGUCGGUGGUGCGCCGCGACCGCUGGCACUCGGACCGGCGCACGCGCGACCGCAGCCGGGACAGGAGCCGCGACAGGAGCCGGGAUCGGCGCCGGGAGCGCUCGAGGGACCGGGCAGGAUAUAGGGACAGGCGAAAGAAUUCCACAAACGAGGUGGCCCAAAUAGUGCCCAGUUCGAGUGACUCCGAGCUGGACAUAGACAUCAACACGGAUGAAGAAGAAGAAACCGAGGAACAGAUCAUUGAGAGGAGGCGGCAGCAGCGCGAGCAGUUGAUGAAGAGGCUCGGAGGUGACACUAAAGACAACGAGAAAGACAAGGAGCAGGGGUCCACCACGCCCCCGCACCUGGACAAAGACAAACCUCAGGAGGCUGAAAAGAGACUUUACGGUGAUAUAAAACGAAGCGAGAAGGAUCUCAAAGGCAUAAUCACGAAUGAAAUACCACCAGAGUCCCCAUAUGCCGAAGAAUUGGCCAAACUGUAUGGAAAAGAGAAGGAUCAAGACGGAGGUUUAGAACUGAACAAGAUUUGGGACUAUAAGGAUAAUCCAUAUGCUGAUGAUUUGGCUAAACUUUACGGCGACAGCAAAGAGUCCAAAGAGUCAGAGUCGAAGACGUCGACAGCGACUAAGGCGGAGUGGCUCGAGCCCGACCCGCCGGAGGCCGGCCCCGAGGACGCGAAGACCAUGGUGAAGCUGGCCAAGUCCGGGAUGGUCGCCGGCGAGUGGGACAUGUUCGCUGAUCAGGACAACUUUGAUCUAGACACCACAACGGCCGGCAAACCCCGAAGUAAAAACGCUUUGGAGAACCCCUCGCUGACCGACAACUGGGACGACGCCGAGGGCUACUACAGAGUGCGUAUCGGCGAGGUCCUGGACAACCGGUACAGCGUGUACGGGUACACGGGACACGGCGUGUUCUCCAACGUGGUGCGCGCCCGCGACCAGGCCAGGGGGAACAGCGAUGUGGCUGUCAAGAUCAUCAGGAACAAUGAUAUCAUGCACAAGACCGGUCUACGCGAGUUGGAAAUGCUGAAGCGGCUGAACGAUGCCGACCCGGAGGACAAGUUCCACUGUCUCCGUCUGUUCCGUCACUUCUUCCACAAACGGCACCUCUGCAUGGUCAUGGAGCCCCUGUCCAUGAACCUGAGGGAGGUGCUGAAGAAGUACGGCAAGAACAGCGGCAUCCACAUCAAGGCGGUCAGGAGUUACACCCAGCAGAUGUUGCUGGCGCUCAAACUGCUGAAGAAGACUGGUAUCAUGCAUGCCGACAUAAAACCGGACAACAUCCUGGUCAACGAGAGCAAACUGAUGCUAAAGCUCUGCGACUUCGGCGCUGCGACUCACGUGACCGACAACGAGUUCACUCCUUACCUCGUGUCCAGGUUCUACCGAGCACCGGAGAUCAUACUCGGAGUACCAUACGACUACAGUAUAGACAUGUGGUCGACUGCGUGCACCAUAUUCGAGUUGUCGACGGGGAGAAUAAUGUUCAUAGGCAAAUCCAACAAUGAAAUGUUGAAAUAUUUCAUGGAUUUAAAAGGGAAGAUACCGAACAAGAUUAUCAAGAAGGGCAUUUUUAAGGAGCAACAUUUCGAUGCAAAUUGUAAUUUUAUGUACCACGAACUGGACAGGAUAACGGAGCGGGAGAAAGUUGUGAUAAUGUCAAGUAUAAAACCGACCAGGGACCUCCAAUCGGAACUGGCGCCUCCCCACCACCGGCUGCCGGCGCCGGAAGCCAAGAAGAUGGCCCAGCUCAAAGAUCUGCUCGAGAGGAUGCUGAUGCUGGACCCCUCCAAACGGGCAUCUGUCAACCACUGCCUCGCUCACCCCUUCAUACAAGAGAAAAUAUAGCAUUCGAAAAACCAGUGAUAGUGAUUUGUAUAUAGUACAAUACGAAUGUGCAUAAAAAAUGGACAAGUGUCGUCUCUGCCUACCACUACGGGUAGAGGCAUGAUUUAUAUUCAUGCACACGGCUAAUAUAAUAGUUUUAGUGACUGUAAAUAGUUAAUUUCGGGUUUUGGGAAUUGAAGUGCCCGUGAAGGAUAGCAAAAUUGAUGGUUUUGUUAGAGAUUCUGGAAUAUUGGCUUGAUCACAUCAAUUUGAUUGAUGUCAUUGUGGUUAGAAGUGACUUUGCUGUGUUCAUUUUGAGUCAACUAUCAAAGCCCUUUCUCUUUUAUAGUAACAAACAAAUUAACACAUAAAAAUAGAAUAAAACUUAUGCGGUAUGAAUGCGGCUUAAGCAUGAUCUCUACCGUCAAUCAAAAUAAGGGCAAUAUAUUCUCAGUUAUCUCUCAAGUAGUUAUUUAAAAUGAAUACAGCAAAGUACUACUUCAUUGAGAGGAAACGAUAGAUUAAUCAAUAAGUCGAUCCAACAAAAGGCAUGCGUAAUUCUGGAUAAGAACCUCUAUGUAAUCCGUCUGCGCUUUUUUUAUAUAAAGCCUUUUUUAUAGGUUGACUUCCAUCAUACAUUGUCUUCAUGAGAAAUCUUAAUAAUUAAUGUUACAACUUACAUAUGCAAUGCAAAUUUACUAUAGUAAUUUGUCACAAUUGUAUUCUUGUAUAUAAAUACUUUUAAUUUGUACCGAUAGAUAUUUACCAAAGUUGGUAAGGCAUAUUGAUAUGUAUUUUCAUAUCUCUUUCCUGCCUAAAAGGCAAGUGAAAAUUUGUUCAGUGAAAGUAUAUAUAGAUUGUAAUAUUAUUUUUUGUCAUAGAUAUAAAUAAAACAAACUGUCAAUUUUAAAUGAAGGAAGGAUACCAGUGAAUUCAACAUUACCUCAGAAAUCUGAUCUUAUAUUUUAUUGAGUAUCACGAAAGAACAAGAUAGCUCUGUUCAGAAAAUGACCAAAAAUUACAGAUAGUUGUACUUAUCUCAAAUGCAAAUUUUGAAUUUAUCAGGAAAGGAAUUUGUAAUAAGUAAUAGAGCCUACAAGAAUAUUAUCUUGUGUUUUAUAAUCUACAAUUGAAUUAAUUUUAGAAAAUCACAAUAUGUACCAUGUGAUUGCUUUUGGUAUGGUAAUGUAAUGAAUUUUAGGAGAAUUCUAUAGAACUAAAUGAUGUGAAAUAUUGUAUAGAAAAACCGGCAAAGUCAGUAUCGGGCCACGCGAAGCGUAGGAUUCUGUAGUUUUUCCAUCUCAAGUAGAAUUGAACAAUUUUUAUUGUUCCAUUUCAUUUGUUUCGGAAUUAUAAAUUCAACUACAAGAUUACUGUAAAACAAUAAAUAUUCCCAAUUUCAGAUGUUUUUUGUUCUGUUUCAAUGCCAUUGGGGAAUAUUAUGAAUGUUGAUGAGACUUAUUCUGUCUAUCAUAACUUUAAACAAGCCAUAAAAUAAAGAAAUAUGCUCUAUUAUUGUUCCUGAAUAACUUCACAGGCCUAUUCCUAAAUUAGUAUUUUAAGUAGUUUAAUUAGGUCUAGUUUAUUUAUCCAUUAAAUUUUGUUAUAUGUUCAAUUUCAA